Molecule: messenger RNA, 3344 nt
Organism: Mauremys mutica (yellowpond turtle)
Lineage: Eukaryota; Metazoa; Chordata; Testudines; Geoemydidae
Gene: GPNMB
Product: glycoprotein nmb
Exons: 12
Coding region: 61-1815 (584 amino acids)
Biological process (GO): cell adhesion
Molecular function (GO): integrin binding
Source: RefSeq, a predicted model, not a curated record
GAAGAGAGUUAACCUGUGCAGGAAUUGGGGACACAAUACACACACACACACUUCCACACCAUGAAGGGUCUCUGCCUCCUCCUCCUCCUCGGCGUCCUGCUCCUGGCCGAAGGAGUUCUACAUGCUGCUGCCAAACAGUUUCGAGAUGUGAUGAGCCAUGGAAGAUCUUCUUCUCAUGUCAGGUCCCAUAAGAAGCUACAUGGCUGGUCUCCUGAUCAAAAUCAGUGGAAUGAAAAGCUUUAUCCUUUCUGGGAAAAAGGAGAUCCUAGAUGGAAGGACUGCUGGAGAGGAGGAAAGGUGGUGGCCAGAUUGACCUCUGACAGCCCAGCUCUAGUAGGAUCAAAUGUGACCUUUACUGUGACCCUACAGUUUCCCAGGUGCCAGAAAGAAGAUAAUGACAGCAACAUAAUAUAUGACAAGAACUGCAGGAAUGAUUCCUCAGGCUUUCCUGACCAGUAUGUCUACAACUGGACUACGUGGAUUGAUGACUGUGGCUGGGAAAACUGCACAAGCAACAAUACCCAUAAUGUGUUCCCAGAUGGGAGACCUUUCCCUCAUCAUCCUGGCUGGAGAAGGAGGAACUUUGUCUAUUUGUUUCAUACAGUUGGCCAGUACUACCAAAAAACGGGAGGCUCUUCAGCAAUUGUUUCCAUCAACACAACAAAUAUCACCCUUGGCAAACAGAUGAUGGUGGUCUCUGUUUACAGAAGAGGUCAUCGAACAUAUGUUCCAGUUGCAACAGCAAGUGGCAUCUAUGUUGUGACAGACCAGAUUCCUUUAUAUGUGAACCUGUCCCAGAAGAAUGACCGCAAUGCCUCAGACUCCGUCUUCAUUAAGGAUUCUCCUAUCACAUUUGAUGUCAAGAUCCAUGAUCCCAGUCACUACCUUAAUAAUUCUGCUAUCUCCUACAAGUGGGAUUAUGGAGAUGGCAGUGGUUCAUUUAUAUCUAACAGCCCUAUUUCAACUCACACUUACACGCUGCAGGGAAACUUCAGCCUGAAUUUGACCGUCCAAGCUAUUAUACCUGUACCUUGUGGGCCUGCAACACCUACCCCACCACUUCCUACCUCGCCAGGGGCAACAACUCAAAACGCAACCAGUACUGCAAACAAAACUGAGUCAACCACUCCUGCUAUCACUACUAUACCACCCUAUAAUCUGGACUCUCCCACCAGUGCUGGUGUAAUGGAAGACACUCCUGAUGGAGGCUGCCAUAUUUACAGAUAUGGACAUUAUAAAACAACUAUCUCCAUUGUAGAGGGAAUCCUUCAGGUAAACAUUAUUCAGAUGACAAGUGUCCAGAUGACAGUGACUCAAGGUGAAAACUCCCUGGUUGACUUUGUUGUUACCUGCCAAGGGAGUCUUCCUACAGAUGCCUGUACGAUAGUCUCUGACCCCACAUGCCAGGUGUCACAGAAUGUGGUAUGUGACCCCGUUGAAGUUACUGAUCAAUGCUUACUGACCAUCAGAAGAGCCUUCAAUGAGCCUGGAACCUACUGUGUAAACAUUACAUUGGGUGAUGAUGCAAGCCAAGCCCUCACAAGUGCCCUUAUAUCUGUAAAUGGAGCUCCAGGGUCAUCUUCGAGGACAGUGGAAGGUGUCUUGAUUGCCUCAGGUUUCUUGGUGGCGUUUGUCAUCAUUGUGUCUCUCCUUCUUUACAAGAGAUACAAAGAGUACAAACCUAUUGAAAGAAGUGCAGAACAAGCGGUGAACAGGGAGGGACUGAGUGUUUACUUCAACAAUGUCAAGGCUGUUCUCUUCCCUGGGAACAAUGAGAGAGAUCCUCUGCUGAAAAGCAAACCAGGAAUUGUUUAAAUCUUUAGCGUAACCUCUGAUAUUAGAAUGUAUAUAUGGGGUUUAUGGCUGAACUGUACUUCAGUGGAUGACUACUUAUUAUGAAAACAAAGGAUUAAGGUAACCUCCAAAUAUGGGUCGGUACAUUUUGUAGCUCAAUUUAUUUAGAAAUGGAAAAUGGCUUCUUUUAAAAAAUGGAACUGUUGUGAUUACUCACUGUUCUUGCUUAUGAUCUGGGUCACAAAAUAUUGAAUAAUAAACCACUCUAGACUGGGCAUGAUUAUGCAAUUCACCUAGGUUAAUUUGUAGCUUGGGAGAAGAGGCUAGAUACUUUUUAUCUCCUCAGUAUUUAGAUCUUAAAUAACAAUUGCACAGUCCCAGUGUCCUAGUUUACUCCCCCUCUGCAUACAUCCCACAGUCUGGGCUUUGUGAGGUUGAAAGACAUGGAGAAUAGCCAUAAUGGCCAACCCUCAGUCACUUUAUAAAACUAGAUCACGGACAUCAGGUGAACAAAGAAACCUAAUCUACUUGGCUCCUCCUAAACCAACUACUAAAAGUUCCAUUUAAAAUUCUUACUGUAGUUGUUGCUGCUACCUCUUGUAGCUGUUGUUUCUACUGGUUUUGUGCCAUCUGAACUGACUGCCAUCCGCAACAGUAUGUCCUACCUGUGUCAGAAGGAGCUGCUGUAUUCCAGAGGGUGGACAAAGAUGAGGCCCAGCAGAGUGGUGGUAACAGGAAAAAGAUUCUAUAUCAUUCACCUAUUAGUAAAGAGAACUAAGAGGGGCUUUUUUCCCCCUCCUUCUCUUCAAUUUAAUCUUGCUCUCUGUAAACAGCCACUAAUUUCUCCUUGAUCCUCCUGUCCCUCUGUUUUUUUACUAUUCCCUCCAAAUAAAUGAAAACCUCAAGCUGGGUAGGGCAAUAUUCUCCAGUUUCUGCUUGUCCACUAAGCGGCUGAGAAACUGUCAAUAUCCAGAAGGGUGAUGUGCCUUUGCUUGCUUAAUGCAGCUGCUGUGCUGUGUUAACUUUCAGCUACAAAUCUCACUUUGAUAUCUUUCUCAAGUGAUCUAGUAAAACCCUGUCUUUCAGCCACUCACUCUUGUAAUUCCAUAUCAUGGAGUUUAGCCCUGGAUGCAAUUGUCUACUUAUCGCUUAGAAAUAAAAACACCCUUCUGAAGACUGGAUCACAGGGGGAUAUCAGAAGAGGAGAGUGUCUUGUCUAUGGAGAAAAGGGUUGUUGAGAAGAUUCAAUCCUUGCUGGGUGAGAAGACAGACAGAAAUGCUCUAAAUUCAAGGAUCUGUAUAAUAACCUGAUACCUAAUAUAACAGUUUAAUGCAGAACAAAACUAACUUUUAGUUUGGGAGUGAGUGGAUAAUUUCACUUACCCAUUUCUAAACACCAGUCACUGAAGACCUAUUCAUUGCCAACCCAACUGUGAACAAUUUUGGAGUCUCCUUUAUUCCUUCUAAUCUGGAACAUCCCUAAUACAUCUUUCCUCUCUCAGGGUACGUCUUCACUACCCGCCGUAUCGGCGGGUAGCAAUCCAUUUCUC